AUGGAGAAUACAUACUCUUUACUUAAUACUUCUAUUCAAGAAAUUAAAACUUCUCUAAGUGUUUUGCCUCUAAUUCAACAAAAAAUUGAUUAUUUAGCAGAGGUUGUAAAAAGCUUGGAAAAACAAUGUAAACAACAACCAAAAGUUAACGGGAUCAAAACAUCAAAUGCAAAAAAAGAAAAAAAUAAUACUAAUAGUAUCAAUGCCAUCGCCACGAUCACUAACAACAAAAAUAAUAAUAUCAUACAGACUGAGAAAAAAAAUAAAAAAUUAAAUAUGGCAGAGAGAAAACGGUUGAGAAAAGCAAGAAAGAAACAACUUGCUAAUUCACAAAAACAAAGUGCUGAUGAAGCUUCAUCAGAUGAAAGUGAAGCUCCGCAAUCAUCCCCUCCACCAUCUCCACCAUUACCUCCACCACAACCUCAAGCCGCUACCAUUGCACCAUCAUCCCCUCAAGCAACAAUAGUACCUUCUUCUCAGCCCACAAGUGAACAACAAAUAAGAAAUGCAAAUAGACAAAUGACUAGAAUACCACUCAAAUUUCAAAAUCGAAGAGGUGCCUCACCAUCUCCUGCGAAUAAUAGAGAUGUUAAUAAAUCAGAACAGGAAACCCACCCUCAACGCGAUACAACUCAACGUGAAAAAUUACAAGAUAACUGGAAAACUACGAUCUCAACCUUUGAAGAAAUGGAUUUAAAGCCUCAGUUGUUAAAUGGAAUUCGUUCUUUGGGUUAUGAUCAACCUACAUCAACACAAAAACGUGCAAUAAGUGCCAUAUUAUCGCGUAAAGAUUGUGUAAUUCAAGUCCCACAUUCUAAAGAAAGAGCAUUAACGUAUUUGGCUGCUAUAUUUCAACAAAUUGAUCCACGAUAUACAUCUUGUCAAGCAAUCAUACUUGUUCAUCUAAAAGAUCUUUGUUAUGUUAUCGAAGAUUAUAUUCAUAGAAUUGCAAAAGAUAUGCAAAUUUCGUCAUUUAUUUGUAUUGGUGGAUAUCCUUUAAGACGAGACAUUGAAAGAUUAAAAAAUGAUGGACAACAAAUAAUAGUCGCCACCCCAGGGAGACUGAUUGAUUUGAUGGCAGAAAGAAGAUUUGAUUUCUCGGGUGUAAAAACAGUGAUAAUUGAAGACUCUUGUAUUAUGUUUAAUAGUACAUUCCGUUCGCAAGCAUUCGAUAUCAUAUUUCGAUUACCACGUAAAUAUCAAAGAGCUCAAAGAGUUCUCAUGACCACAGCAACCACAUUUACUUUAGCAGAUAUCAAAAAUCGAAUGCUCGAAGAUCCUGCGAUAGUCACUGACGAUGUUCAUGUUAGUGAUGGGUUGACAUUAUAUUAUUCUCUUGUUGAUAGAGAAGAUCAAAAAUUGAAUGGCCUUUGUGAAAUUUUCAAUAUGAAUGAUAAUCAAUCGAUGGUUAUUUUCUGUGAUAAUGCAGAAAGAGUUAAUUGGUUGGCUGAUAAAUUGAGUUCUUUGUUCGAUGGAGUUCCUGUUUUUGCAAUGCAUUCAUUUACAGAACAAUCUGAAAGAUAUCAAAUCAUCAAAUCGUUUUGGGAUACUGAACCACCAUCAGUUAUGAUAACUGUAGAUUGUUUUGCAUUAUGUUGUUGUGGCGGAUAUGGAAUACCUGGUAUUAAUAUUAAUCUUGUUAAUAAAGAACAAGUAUUUGAUCUUAAUGCUUUAGAACGGUAUUAUAAAGUACGAAGUAUUUCUUUACCAAAGAGUGAUCCAAAAUUGCUUAGUGUUGAAGAAGUUUGA
Messenger RNA from Entrophospora candida, 1749 nucleotides. The record is from the annotation of a GenBank genome assembly. NCBI's taxonomy places the organism in Eukaryota, Fungi, Glomeromycota, Glomeromycetes, Entrophosporales, Entrophosporaceae.